AUGCAUUCUGGAGAUGAUCAUGAAUUAGAUAUCUCGGAGGUGGAAUCAGAUGUUCCAGCCAGCUCGAAUCUUCCGAUUUUUGCAGCUGACGGUGAAGGAAAUGAAAUCAGCGAAGUUAGAAGAAAGAGACUAGCAUGUUCCAAUUGCCGCCGGAGGAGAAAGAAGUGCGACCUCAACUAUCCUUGUAGCAGCUGCCUGAGACUCAAAUUAGAUUGUAAUGUGAAUAUGGAAGACAUGAGGAAAAAAAGGUAUGCUGCAACAUAUGUCAAAGCUCUGGAAGCUCAUGUGAGCCAUCUUGAGCAAAAGCUUCGGAAUUUGGCUAACGCCGCUUCAUUAAAUGUUAAUGGUGAAGUGGACCCAAAGAGAGGUAGCCAUCGCAAUGGUGGUAGAAGAGGACAAGACGGUCGUAAUUCGGACUUAGAACAGGUUUUACCAAAUGUGCCCAUUAAACUUUCUCCCUCGCCUUCUGCUGUUAGUUUAGAAACUGAUAUUUUGAGAAGAAAAAUGUUCGUAAAAGGAAGCAUUUAUCCCGAAGGACCCGCGAGUUACAAACCCAAACGAUCUGAGCCGGGGCCCGUAAAACAGCAGCAACGGAUAUCAGAUUUGAAAACGACUGUGAUUGUAAGAUCACCUGCUGCGGGCGCUAAAGCGCUCAGUACUGAUGAGGGUAUACUCAAGAGCUUGUCUAAUUUUUACCGACACCUGUACCCGGGCCACUUUAUCUUUAUGCACCGGGAAAGUUUUCUGUACGGACUUUUCAAUCAUUAUGAUGAUAAUUACGAAAACUCACAAUAUUGUUCUGAGGAGUUGGUUUAUGCCGUGGCUGCCUUGGGUUCGAGUCUCACACGAGAGUUAAGAAGCUUAUCAACACACUACUAUCGACUUGCUAAAGAAAAACUAUUAAAAAUUGUUUUUGAUGAACAGAGCAUGGCCAAAAUCACCAGCGUUCAAGCUUUGUUGUGUUUAGCGUUCUACGAACUUGGUAGUGGGAACAAUCAACUGGCAUGGUAUUUUUCGGGGCUUGCUAUCAGAGUUGGCUAUGACAUGGGGUUUCAACUAGACCCAAAAGUGUGGAUUACAGACGACAUAAAUACGGGGAAGCUUUCCGAAAGUGAACUCGAGAUCAGAAGCCGCAUUUACUGGGGUUGCUACAUUGCGGACCACUUUAUCUGUCUAUUGCUGGGACGUACCUCGACUUUGAGUGUUUCUAAUUCAACUGUCCCUGAAUCAGAUGAGCUCCCAGAGGUUGAAGGCACGGAAGAGUUCCGGUUUGAUAGCAAAUACGUUCUCCAGGUGUCGCUACCUCUGAAAAACUUGAUUAUUUUGUCAAGAAUCGUUCAAAUUUUCACUUCUAAAAUAUUCAUUGAGCCCGGUAGCACCCCGCAAAGGAUUGAAUAUUUGCUAAAAUUUAACCUCAAGGUCUAUAACUGGAGGCAGUCCCUGCCGGACUUUUGGAAGUGGUCCAAGAAUCUCAUGCGUGACACGGACAUCUCAACCGACCCCACCAUCUCCUACUUCUGGUAUCAUUACUACAUCGUGCUGUUGACUUUCAACAAACCUUUCAUUGAGGAUUGCGACGAAUCCAAAGUCGUGGUGCUGGAGGCUCUCGGCGACCUGAAAGUGCUACUGUCGAAUUUCAAAGCUCGCUUUGGCAGCUUCGGCGUCGCAAGUCUCUACCUUCUGUACAGUUGCUUACUUGCUUUGGCGUGUCUGCGCAAGCUGGUCACCAUGCUACCAGAUCCUCAGAUCACCGCAAUAUUCUCGUCUCCGGAGGGCGAGAUGAAGUUUUUCAGCGAGACGUUCAAACAGUUUUCGCCUACUUACGAUCUGCCUCGGCGCAUGCAGGACGACGCGGAAUUCGAACAUGAACAAGAAAAACAGCCGCUCAACCAGCUCAGCAGUCUAGCUAACACUUACGAUUUUUCGCUCAGUGACGAAAUUGACGACCUGAUCAAGCAAGUGUUCGGUUUUGACAACUGGAAUAUCAAUCCAACCCACACCAUAUAG
Messenger RNA from Lachancea mirantina, 2007 nucleotides. The record is from the annotation of a GenBank genome assembly. NCBI's taxonomy places the organism in Eukaryota, Fungi, Ascomycota, Saccharomycetes, Saccharomycetales, Saccharomycetaceae.